This is a messenger RNA of Ipomoea triloba (trilobed morning glory), 2222 nucleotides long. Its product is annotated as UDP-glucuronate:xylan alpha-glucuronosyltransferase 1-like. Gene Ontology annotation, biological process: xylan biosynthetic process. Lineage: Eukaryota; Viridiplantae; Streptophyta; Magnoliopsida; Solanales; Convolvulaceae. The transcript has 5 exons. The record is from RefSeq and is a predicted model, not a curated record. The coding region runs from base 217 to 2118 and encodes 633 amino acids. Gene Ontology annotation, molecular function: glycosyltransferase activity.
GUCUGUCUAUAUUGGAUUGAGUCUCCUCCUCCAAUCCAUUAUGUGCAUACAAAUUAAAGCUAGCCUUUGUGUUUUGUUCAAAGCAAAGGGUUGUGACUUGUGAGCAUCUGUCCCUCUCCUCACUCCCCUGCCCAGAUUAAAAGAAAGCUCUAUCAUAUCCCAUGUUUGUUUCAUCCAUCACAACCUGAUCACCGGACCCAAUUUGAUCAUAAUCUCAUGGAGGCUAGAGCGAGAUCACUAGAAGAUGCAUAUAAAAGAAAGCUAAAGAAAAUCAAAGUUAUGGAAGUGAUGAAGAAGCCUUUCCAAUUCCCAUUUCCAUUUCCAAAAAAGACAGCAAAGUUCAAGCUCCUUGCCUUAAAACUAGUGCUAGUUUGUAUUGUAAUUGCCACCUUCUUUAUGGUUAUCUCCUCACCAGUCGUCUGUCGCCACAACCAUUAUGCAACCCAUACUGUUUCUCGGUGGAUUUGGGGUUUAUCAGAUCCUAGAUAUGUAUCGAAUUUAGACAUUGAUUGGAGUGAAAUCUCUAGAGUUGUUGAGAAGUUGCCAGAAAAAGAGAAGCUGCAAGGAGUUGGGCUUCUCAACUUCAACAAGACUGAAAUCAGGAAAUGGAAAGAGGCAAUUCCUGGAGCAAAUCACAUGGCUCUGCAGAUAGACUAUGCAGACCGUAAUGUGACUUGGGAUUCGUUGUAUCCCGAGUGGAUUGAUGAGGAGCAAGACGAUGAAGUUCCCAGCUGCCCUUCACUGCCGAAGCUCCAAGUGCCAAGGAAACGAGUUGAUCUCAUUGCAGUUAAGCUCCCAUGCAGAAAUGAAGGGAACUGGUCCAGAGAUGUAGCCAGGCUGCACUUGCAGCUUGCGGCUGCUCAUUUAGCUGCUUCUGCUAAAGGCAAUCGCGCUGUGCAUUUGAUUUUUGUCACCAAUUGCUUCCCCAUUCCUAACCUUUUCACUUGCAAGCACCUCGUUGUGCGCCAAGGCAAUGUUUGGUUGUACACACCAGAUUUGAAUGCUCUCAGGGAAAAACUCCAGCUCCCUGUAGGAUCCUGUGAACUUGCUCUCCCAUUUGGUGCCACAGAAGUUGAGGAAUCAGCAAGGCAUCCGAAGCGCGAGGCCUAUGCGACAAUCCUACAUUCAGCUCACAUCUAUGUGUGUGGAGCCAUAGCUGCAGCGCAGAGCAUCCGUUUGGCAGGAUCCACCCGGGACCUGGUGAUUCUUGUGGACGAAACCAUUAGUGAGUAUCACAGAAGUGGACUUGAAACUGCAGGGUGGAAAGUGAGGACAAUCCAGAGAAUAAGGAACCCCAAAGCAGAGAAAGAUGCAUACAACGAGUGGAAUUACAGCAAGUUCAGAUUGUGGCAGCUCACAGACUACGACAAGAUCAUCUUCAUCGACGCCGAUCUGCUUAUCCUAAGAAACAUAGACAUCUUGUUUCAGAUGCCAGAGAUCUCCGCCACAGGGAACAAUGGCACGCUGUUCAACUCUGGGGUGAUGGUAAUCGAGCCAUCAAACUGCACAUUCAACCUCCUCAUGAAUCACAUCAACGAGUUCGAGUCCUACAACGGCGGAGAUCAAGGCUACUUAAACGAGGUGUUCACGUGGUGGCACCGGGUGCCUAAGCACAUGAAUUUCCUCAAGAAUUUCUGGGUGGGCGACACUGAAGAGAUCAAACGCAAGAAAACGCGGCUCUUUGCCGCCGACCCUCCCAUCCUCUACGUCCUCCACUACCUGGGAAACAAACCCUGGCUCUGCUACCGCGACUACGACUGCAACUGGAAUGUGGACAUCCUCCAGGAGUUCGCGAGCGACGUGGCGCACCAGAGGUGGUGGCGCGUGCAUGACACCAUGACGGAGGAGCUGCAGCAGAUGUGUCUUCUCAGGUCGAAGCAGAAGGCGCAGUUGGAGUGGGAUAGGAGGCAGGCGGAGGCGGGGAAGUACGCGGAUGGGCACUGGAAAAUCAAGAUUCGUGAUCGGCGGCAGAAGAAGUGCACAGACAGGCUGUGCAACUGGAAGAGUAUGUUACGCCACUGGGGAGAAAAGAAUUGGACGGAUAAUCCUUACUUCCACCCUUCGCCGCCUCUUUUACACCCACGGAAAAACAAGACACCAAAACUUUCUGCUUUGUGAAUACAAUACAAUACAUGUUAAUUCUGUCUGUCUGGUUUUGUUCCCUUGUUUCACAAUUUUAAGUUUGUACGUUCUUGCACCAAUGUUCAUCACACUUUCCGAGA